AUGGAUCCGUGGCAGAGUUAUGAUCCGACUGCUACCACUAGAGAAGCGAUUAGACUUGUGGAUCAGUAUGAGUCCGAUGAAGCUAUGGCAAGAAGACUUCACGAGCAGCUGAAUGGAACAGACGAACAGAAUCACGAGCCAACAAGAAGACCAGAACAAUCGGUUUGCGGCUAUCAACCGCCAACAACGAGGAGAAACGAAAGCGACAUUUCAAAUGUCACAGAAAUUCGUCGAAUUUGCCAAAGAGCGGAUGAAGAAUUGUCUAACAGACAAGAACUGCCGCGACAGUUUAUGCCGCAGCCCGAGUCUCAAAAUAUUACAAAUGUCCCUGAAUUCAGCGACCUACCAGUCAGACAAUCGAUGAUUUUUGACGAUGACGGGAGAAACGAACAACCUACUCCUUCAAACAACGAUUCACUCAUUGAAAUUCAACCGACAGAUUCUUCUGAAAAUGAUCAAGACUCUUCGUCUUCUGAUGAAGAUGUUGAUGUCGAUGAAAGACUCCACGAACUAUUUGCAGGACUACUUCAGAUGAUCAUUCAAGGGCGACCUCAAGGUCUUCAUCCCGCUCAAAUAGAGGCUCUACCAACUCAGCGGUUGAGAGAAGCUUUCACUGAAUACAGCUGCCCGGUUUGCAUGGACGAUCUCGCACGAGACGACGAAGUCCGCCGUCUUCCAUGUCUUCAUAUUCUGCACAAAGACUGUAUCGAUCCAUGGCUGAAGGAAAAGCACGAAUGCCCUACAUGUAAAUUUGAUAUUUCGUCAAUUUUCGAUGACAACGAUUCUGACUGA
Molecule: messenger RNA, 792 nt
Organism: Oikopleura dioica
Lineage: Eukaryota; Metazoa; Chordata; Appendicularia; Copelata; Oikopleuridae
Source: the annotation of a GenBank genome assembly